Messenger RNA from Synchiropus splendidus (mandarinfish), 2258 nucleotides. It is a transcript of the gene prpf19, whose product is annotated as pre-mRNA processing factor 19. Gene Ontology annotation, molecular function: protein binding; ubiquitin protein ligase activity. The transcript has 16 exons. Lineage: Eukaryota; Metazoa; Chordata; Actinopteri; Syngnathiformes; Callionymidae. Gene Ontology annotation, biological process: protein ubiquitination; mRNA splicing, via spliceosome; DNA repair. Bases 171 to 1688 code for a protein of 505 amino acids. Gene Ontology annotation, cellular component: U2-type catalytic step 1 spliceosome; cytoplasm; Prp19 complex. The record is from RefSeq and is a predicted model, not a curated record.
ACCAACUGAACCAGCGAAGAAGUUCUGGUUGUAGCGGCAAUGAAAGAACAGCGUGCUACUUCUAAGUUGACUAAACAUAAGCCAUCGCAGAGAUAACGUGAACACCGUAGAAACUGCAUCCAGGAUUUAGUUUCAUAACCAGGGGUCGGAUUUGAGUCAACGUCGGAAAGAUGUCUUUGGUUUGUGCGAUCUCCAAUGAAGUCCCGGAACAUCCAUGCGUCUCACCGGUGUCAAACCAGGUAUUCGAGCGCCGGCUGAUCGAGAAGUACAUUGCAGAGAAUGGGACGGACCCGAUGAAUGGGCAGCCUCUGUCUGAGGAGCAACUCGUCGACAUCAAAGUGUCCCAUCCAAUUCGACCGAAGGCGCCAUCAGCUACAAGUAUUCCGGCCAUUCUAAAAUCCCUGCAAGAUGAGUGGGAUGCUGUUAUGCUCCAUAGCUUCACGCUGAGGCAGCAGCUGCAGACAACUCGCCAAGAAUUGUCUCAUGCUCUCUAUCAACACGAUGCUGCAUGCAGAGUCAUCGCUCGUCUCACCAAAGAGGUCACUGCUGCCAGAGAAGCUCUUGCCACUCUGAAACCUCAGGCUGGUUUGAUCGCUCCUCAAGCUGUUCCGGCUACUCAGCCAACAGCAACGGGUCCUGGUGGAGAACCUAUGGAGAUUAGUGAGCAGGUGGGAAUGACCCCUGACAUCAUCCAGAAGCUUCAAGACAAGGCUACCAUUCUCACUACGGAGAGAAAGAAGAGAGGAAAAACUGUCCCAGAAGAACUGGUUCGCGCGGAGGAUCUUAGCAAAUAUCGUCAAGUGGCUUCCCAUGCUGGUCUUCACAGUGCCAGUGUCCCUGGAAUUUUGUCUCUGGAUCUUUGUCCCUCUGACACCAACAAAGUACUCACAGGCGGAGCUGACAAGAACGUGGUCGUGUUUGACAAGAGCGAAGAGCAGAUUGUUGCCACUCUCAAGGGUCACACCAAGAAAGUCACCUCGGUCAUCUACCAUCCAUCCCAGUCUGUGGUUUUCUCUGCCUCUCCGGACACCACAAUCCGUGUGUGGUCCGUCACCGGCGGCAACUGUGUUCAAGUGGUGCGAGCCCAUGAGGCUGGCGUCACUGGGCUCUCUCUUCAUGCUACUGGAGACUAUCUGCUCAGUUCUUCUGAGGAUCAGUACUGGGCUUUCUCUGAUGUCCAGACUGGACGUGUGCUCACUAAAGUCACUGAUGAAAGUGCUGGCUGUGCUCUUACAUGUGCUCAGUUCCACCCUGAUGGUCUCAUCUUUGGUACUGGCACUGCUGACUCACAAAUUAAGAUCUGGGAUCUGAAGGAGCGCACCAAUGUGGCCAACUUCCCAGGCCACUCUGGACCUGUUACCUCCAUCGCCUUCUCUGAGAAUGGAUACUAUCUGGCUACAGGUGCCCAGGAUAGUUCCCUGAAACUUUGGGAUCUGAGGAAACUGAAGAACUUCAAGACCAUCACCCUGGACAACAACUAUGAGGUCAAGUCUCUGGUGUUUGACCAGAGUGGAACAUACCUGGCUGUCGGCGGAUCCGACAUCCGAGUCUACAUCUGCAAACAGUGGUCUGAGGUCCUCAACUUCACAGAACACUCUGGUUUGGUGACUGGAGUGGCCUUCGGAGAAAACGCGCAGUUCCUCACCUCGGCCGGAAUGGAUAGAAGUCUCAAGUUUUAUAGUUUGUAGAAUGUUGAGAGGGAUGAUCACAUCUGUACCGGUUGUGAAUUCUGAUCUUCUCCAGGAAGUUGCGACCUGACUGCUGCACCUGAGUUUGUCAGAGUGCACUUGCUGUUGAUAAUUAAUUAGACAUGCUUUGUUUUUGUUUUGCAUUCGGAAAACAAGUGGUGGGUGAAUAGCCCAAACGCUGGUGUUUAUUUUUAAGGAAUGAACUUUGCUUCUUCAGUGUGUUAGUCCAUGUGCAACAAUAUCAAGAUUAAGUGACUCAACGUACAGAAACCAAUGACAUGUUCUCGUCCGAAAUUAUUUUGUUUUUGUACAAAUUCCUCAAGAUACUGUUGGUGUUCGCUGAGGAAUAUGGCUUCCUCUUUUAGAGCAAAUUGAUGUUCAUAUAAUUGAGGUCUGAUGAAAAGUAGCUGAGCUGAGUCCAUGUAAAAGAAUAUUCUGUACAAAGGUUUUAACACCGCCACUUUCACUUCCCGUUUUACUUUAAUCAUUCGAACAUUUUUUUUUCCUGUUAUUUCUGUUGCCAUUUUACAUGUCGCAGCAGUUCCCUUUUACAAUAAAAUAUCUUUUGUA